This is a messenger RNA of Cinclus cinclus, 2786 nucleotides long. RefSeq names its product SATB homeobox 2 (gene SATB2). Gene Ontology annotation, molecular function: RNA polymerase II cis-regulatory region sequence-specific DNA binding; DNA-binding transcription factor activity, RNA polymerase II-specific. The record is from RefSeq and is a predicted model, not a curated record. Gene Ontology annotation, biological process: chromatin remodeling; regulation of transcription by RNA polymerase II. Bases 16 to 2211 code for a protein of 731 amino acids. Lineage: Eukaryota; Metazoa; Chordata; Aves; Passeriformes; Cinclidae. The transcript has 10 exons.
GCAGCGUCUCCGAGCAUGGAGCGGAGGAGCGAGAGCCCCUGCCUGCGGGACAGCCCCGACAGAGGCAGCGGCAGCCCCGAUGUCAAAGGGCCACCCCCCGGGAAGGUGGCCAGGCUGGAGCAGAACGGCAGCCCCAUGGGCACCCGCGGGAGGCCCAACGGCGCCGUCACCAAGCCCGUGGGAGGUUUGAUGAUUCCAGUCUUUUGUGUGGUGGAGCAGUCAGACGCCUCUCUUGAAUAUGAUAAUCGAGAAGAGCACGCUGAGUUCGUUCUGGUUCGCAAAGAUGUGCUCUUUAGCCAGCUGGUGGAGACAGCGCUCCUGGCUCUGGGGUAUUCCCACAGUUCUGCAGCUCAGGCACAAGGAAUAAUCAAGCUUGGGAGGUGGAAUCCCCUCCCUCUCAGUUAUGUGACUGAUGCACCAGAUGCGACAGUAGCCGACAUGCUACAGGAUGUCUAUCAUGUUGUGACAUUGAAAAUCCAAUUACAAAGUUGUUCUAAGUUGGAAGACUUGCCAGCAGAGCAGUGGAACCAUGCCACAGUUCGCAAUGCCUUAAAGGAACUGCUCAAAGAGAUGAAUCAGAGCACAUUAGCCAAAGAAUGCCCUCUCUCACAGAGUAUGAUUUCUUCCAUUGUAAAUAGUACAUACUAUGCCAAUGUGUCAGCAACCAAGUGCCAGGAGUUUGGGAGAUGGUACAAAAAGUACAAGAAGAUUAAAGUGGAGAGAGUGGAAAGAGAAAACCUUUCAGACUAUUGUGUUCUUGGUCAACGUCCCAUGCACUUACCAAAUAUCAACCAGCUGGCAACUUUGGGAAAAUCUAAUGAACAGUCUCCUCAUGGCCAAAUUCACCACAGUACUCCAAUCCGAAACCAAGUGCCAACGAUGCAAACAAUGAUAAACCCUGGGCUCCUGUCUCCUCAGCUCAGUCCACAACUGGUGAGGCAGCAGAUAGCCAUGGCCCAUCUGAUAAACCAGCAGAUUGCUGUCAGCCGACUGUUGGCUCACCAGCACCCACAGGCUAUCAACCAGCAGUUCUUGAAUCAUCCACCCAUCCCUAGAGCUGUCAAACCAGAGCCAUCAAAUUCAUCGGUGGAAGUCUCUCCAGAUAUUUACCAGCAAGUCAGAGAUGAGCUGAAGAGAGCCAGUGUGUCUCAAGCUGUCUUUGCAAGAGUAGCAUUCAACCGCACACAGGGUUUGUUGUCAGAGAUACUGCGUAAAGAAGAAGACCCUAGGACAGCUUCCCAGUCCCUCCUGGUGAACUUACGGGCGAUGCAGAAUUUCCUCAACUUGCCUGACUCGGAGCGGGAUCGUAUCUAUCAGGAUGAGAGAGAGAGAAGUAUGAACCCAAACGUGAGCAUGGUGUCUUCAGCUGCCAGCAGCCCAAGUUCCUCCAGAACACCCCAGGCCAAAACCUCGACACCAACAACAGACCUCCCCAUUAAGGCGGACAGUGCCAACGUCAACAUCACAGCUGCCAUUUAUGAUGAGAUCCAACAGGAGAUGAAAAGGGCCAAGGUAUCUCAAGCUCUGUUUGCCAAAGUGGCUGCCAAUAAAAGUCAGGGCUGGCUGUGUGAGCUGCUGCGCUGGAAAGAAAACCCAAGCCCUGAAAACCGCACCCUUUGGGAGAACCUCUGCACCAUUCGCCGCUUCCUGAACCUUCCCCAGCAUGAGAGGGAUGUGAUCUAUGAGGAGGAGUCCCGACACCACCACAGCGAGCGCAUGCAGCACGUGGUGCAGCUCACGCCCGAGCCCGUGCAGGUGCUGCACAGACAGCAGUCCCAGCCUGCCAAGGAGAAUUCCCCACCUAGAGAAGAGGCUCCUCCUCCACCUGCAGAGGACAGUUGUGCCAAAAAGCCAAGAUCCCGUACCAAGAUCUCCUUGGAAGCUCUAGGUAUCCUUCAAAGCUUUAUUCACGAUGUGGGUCUCUACCCCGACCAGGAAGCCAUCCACACCCUCUCUGCUCAGCUGGAUCUCCCCAAACACACCAUCAUCAAAUUCUUCCAGAACCAGCGUUACCACGUGAAGCACCACGGGAAGCUAAAAGAGCACUUGGGAACGGUGGUUGAUGUGGCAGAGUACAAGGAUGAGGAGCUGCUGACGGAGUCGGAGGAGAACGACAGCGAGGAAGGCUCUGAGGAAAUGUACAAAGUGGAGGCUGAGGAGGAGAAUCCCGACAAAAGCAAGGCGGCUCCAGCAGACAUCGACCAGAGAUAAUGUGAGAUAGGAGUGCAGAAAGCAAUACAUUGAUCCAAGGAUUUUCUGGUUUUAUUUUUGAUUUUUUUUUUCCUCGUUUUCCUUUUUGUUUGUUUGUUUCCGUUGCGCAUGAUCUAUGUGCAAAGCAAAUGAAUUCAGCAUUGCCCAAUCAGACAUUGCCUUGACACAGACACUCGAGUGUUACACUUCCUACAUCUGACUGAAGCAAUCGUUGUAGUCACAUAGGAUUAUGCCUUCUUCAAUCUUGCACUUAUGAGAGGGACAGCUAGCAAGUAAAUGGGAAGAAAAAGUCCUAUGAAAUCAGUGAAAGGAAAUUUACAACUUUGUGUGUGUAUAUAUAUAUUUACAUAAAAUAUAUAUAUAUAUAUAUAUAUUAAAUUGCAUGGGACGGAACUUUUCAACCUGAAAGUAUAGACUGUGAAAUGAGUUCUUUAAAGAGGAGACUUAUUAAAACCACUUCACAAUGAGUUGCUUUGGCUUUUUGAUAAACUGCCGCCUCCUCUCAGGGUGUGGUGACUAUUUUUGAAUUCCUAUUUAUUUUCUAUGUUUAUCCCUGAUUUUUUUUUUUUUCAUUA